CAGACUCUCGGGCGCUCGAAAUCUUACAAAUAUGUACAGAAAAUCCGCUCUCUCUCUCUCUCUCUCUCUCUCUCUCUCCCCCUCGCUGGCUACAACUGCAAGAAUGCCGACAACACUCAGCACAAGAGAUGGUUUGGAUUUUCUCCAAUAGGUCUUCUUCCCCAUUUGGCUUCUUCAACGAGCCAAACCCAUCAAAAUCCUCAGCCAACAGCCUCGUCGCCCACCUCGUCGAACCCGCGACUGCUACAGUACCACGCCAGCCCUGGCGUGCUACUGUAGUCUCGCCUCGCCUCGCCUCGCCUCGCCCCGUCUCUCUCUCUUUCUCUCUCACUGCUUUGGCUCCGGCGUUGUCGCCGUCGGCAAGCUGUGGGGUCAGAUUCCGGUGGGUUUGAUUCUGCCAUCGUUGGCUCUGGAUUUCAGGCGACUUCAACAGCGAUGACGACUUCGUUUCCAGCGAUGUCGCUCAGGCAUUUUUGAAUUCGACGGCGACAGAGUCUUAGGCGAUUUCAAGCGGAUGUCCUGACACAAAAUUCCUAAGAGGUCUGUGAAACUGGACCAAGCAGAGGUUACAUCUUGGUGUAAACUGUAAAGUCAAGGCAAACAAGACAUUCAAAUUUGCACAGAAAGAGUGCUGAAAGGCCAAAGGGGUCCGUAUGGUAGAGUAUAGUGAAGAGAAGGAUUAUUCUAGGACCAUGAACAAUCAUCAAGAAAUGACUAGAGUAAUGGAGAAAGAACAGUUUCAGCCAUUACCAGUCAAGGGUAAAAUUGCAGGUGAUAAGAUUCAAUUGCAAUGCGAUGCUGUUACUUACAGUAAGAUAGCAACAGCUUAUGUACGAAAUGGAGAGAUGGUUCGGGCCGAAGCUAUGAUUUUAGAGAUGCACAACCAUAAUGUGCAGCCCAGUCAACAAACUUGUGCCACUAUUGUAGCGGGUUAUGUCAGACAAGGUAAACUAAAGGAUGCUUUGAGGUUUGUAUACAGGAUGAAGGAGCUCGAAGUGCGUCCUAAUCUCCCUGUUUUCAAUGCACUGAUCAAAGGAUUUCUAGACGUAGGUGAUACAAAUAGGAUUGAUGAGGUUCUGACAUUGAUGGAAGAAUUUAGAGUCAAACCAGAUGUGAUUACUUUUAGCAACGUUAUGAAUGCCUGGAGUGAUGCAGGAUUUGGGGACAAGUCCAAGGAAACCUUUGAUGACAUGGUGCAUGCUGGCGUAAAACCAGAUGCCCAUGCAUAUUGCAUUCUUGCUAAAGGCUAUGUUAAUGCUAGGGAACCGGAGAAAGCAGAACAGCUCCUAACUGGCAUGGUCAAAUCCGGGGUCCGCCCAAAUAAAGUUUUCUUCUCCACACUCCUUAAAGGAUGGCUCAAUGCAGGGAGAAUGGAGUCCGCAAUUAGUGUUUUCGACAAGAUGUGUGAGGUUGGAAUUUAUCCCGAUUUGAGGACUUUUGACCAAUUAAUUUGGGGUUACGCUGAAGCAAACCAGCCGUGGAAAGCAGAAGAAAUGCUCCAUCGCAUGGAAAGUUUCGAAGUCCAGGCCGAGAAAUCCGCUCUCAAGCAGGUUGCAAAAGCUUUGAAACCUAAUGCUGUUAUUUACAACACAUUGGCAAUAGCUUAUGCUCGAAAUGGAUUGACGUGUCGGGCAGAAGGUAUGAUUCCAGAGAUACAGAACCACAAUGUGCAACCGAAUGAACGAUUGUGUGAUACAAUUGUAGGCGGAUAUAUAAAAGAAGGCAAAAUCGAGGAAGCAUUGAGGUUUGUUCACAGGAUGAAGGAUCUUGGAGUGCAUCUUGAACUUGUUCGUUUCAAUUCCCUCCUCAAAGUAUUUCUUGGCAUGGCUUAUAGAGAAGGGGCUCAUGAGGUUCUGACAUUGAUGGAAGAAUUUGGAGUCAAACCAGAUGUGAUUACGUUUAGCCACAUUAUGAAUGCCUGGAAUGCUGCAGGACUACCAGACGAGUGUAGGGAAAUCUUUGAUGUCAUGGUGAAUGCUGGCAUAGAACCUGAUGUCCAUGCAUAUGGAAUUCUUGCCAAAAGCUAUGUCCAUGCACGUGAACCUGAGAAAGCAGAACAGCUCCUAGCAGGCAUGGUCAAAUUGGGGGUCUACCCAAAUACAGUGAUCUUGAAUACAAUCAUCACUGGAUGGUGCACUGUUGGGAAAAUGGAGUCUGCAAUGAGGGUUUAUGAGAUGAUGGGCGAGUCUGGAAUUUCUCCGGCUUCCAAUACUUUUGAAAUUUUAGUUUGGGGAUUUAGUAAAGCAAAGCAACCGUGGAAAGCAAAAGAAACGCUCCUUCUCUUGGAACAACAUUACAAAUCCGAUUCCAAGCGGGUUUCAGAAGAUGUGCAGAAUACAUGUCAGAAUCAUUCUAUGAGUUCCUCUUAUCCUAAUGGGCUACAUGUUCCUAGUGCAGUGGUAACUGGUCAGAAAGGAUCAGUUGCCUCAACGAAAAGAAGUCGGCUGGUGUUGAGAAAAGCUGAAGUUUCCUCAGAGAGCCUGUGGAGUUCCGCAAAAUCCAAGCAUUCUUCUUGUAAAUUUGGAGAAAAAUUGCUUGUUAUUCCUAUAUUCACUUCACAAGUGAGGGUAACCCUCACUUGAUGACCCUAUUCAACGUAGCUAACAGUUUACUUGACUAGUGCAAAUUUGUUGUCCCACCAUGUGUAUUUGCUUACUGUUGUACAAUGGAUCAUAUUUUUGAGACAGAUAAGUGGCAUUUGAAUCUACAAAGAAACUAUUGAAAAUGUUGUUAUUGA
This is a messenger RNA of Rhododendron vialii, 2737 nucleotides long. RefSeq names its product pentatricopeptide repeat-containing protein At5g21222-like. The record is from RefSeq and is a predicted model, not a curated record. The transcript is spliced from 6 exons. Bases 654 to 2582 code for a protein of 642 amino acids. Gene Ontology annotation, molecular function: protein binding. NCBI's taxonomy places the organism in Eukaryota, Viridiplantae, Streptophyta, Magnoliopsida, Ericales, Ericaceae.